CGCCGGUAUGUUUUCUGUGUGAAAAUUAGUUUCUGAGAAUCGGUUUUAGAACAUGGGGCUUCUCACAGACCCGAAGCAGAGGCAGAAGUUUGUUGACGCGAUCUCGAAGUACAACCAGAAAUUGUGCUUUGUCCUGUAUGUUGUGGGGGUUGCUUGGUUUCUAGCUCUGGCAUACGAACCACUCAACGCACACACAUACUUCUCAGAAAAUGCUCUUCUACCAGGUUUAGUUGAGAAUGAGUUUUAUGCAGCAACUGAAUUACAUGACUUCAACCAUGUUUUGUUGAGAGAAAUGAAGAAAGACAAAAAGAUAGUACCAAAAGGCUGGAUUCUGAAGCAGUUUCAACAUCUGGGCCUUGAUGUCUAUCGACAGAACGUAUCAUUAAUUUACCCAUUUGCAGCUUAUGAUAGACAGCCGAUCUCGAGUGAAAACAUCUAUGCUAUUCUUCGGGCACGGCGAGGUGCUGGGACCGAGGCUGUUGUGAUGUCAUCACCGCUACGCCCUCUUGUGGCAGAUGCCCAUGAACAAACUGGCGGUGGAAUUGCCAUCAUGUGGACACUAGCAAAGCACUUCAAGUCAAAGCCAUAUUUAGCUAAAGACAUUAUAUUCUUAAUGACGGAGUUUGAUGAAGUUGGCGUACAGGCCUGGCUAGAUGGAUAUCAUCAAGUGACAUCUGAACAUAUAAUAGCUGGACAUUUGUUGGGUCGUAGUGGACAAAUACAGGCGGCCAUAAAUCUGGAAAUUCCUUCAAAGGAUUUCAAUUACAUGGACUUGAAAGUGACCGGUUUGAAUGGACAGCUGCCCAACCUUGACCUUGUCAAUUUAGCUGUUCGACUGUGUCGCAAGGAAGGCGUUAAUGUCGCUUUGAACAACAGGCUUGACUCUGGUUUCAACCCUGAAUCCUUGGAUGGUUUCACCCACUCCUUGGUGACUAUGCUGAACAUGAUGUGGAACCAGGCUAGUGGCUCCCCUACUGCCAACCAUGGACUCUUCCAUCGGUUUCAUAUAGAAUCUCUGACUUUCACCGCAGUGGCGAAGGAUUUGCACAGAUCUCACAGUCUCGACUCGGCGGCUAGGAUUAUCGAGGGUGUUUUCCGCAGUCUGAAUAACCUGUUGGAGCGGUUCCACCAGUCGUUCUUCUUCUACAUCCUGCCUGCGACAAUGCGCUACGUGUCUAUUGGACUCUACAUGCCACCGUUUGCACUGAUUGUAGCAGCUGCACUCAUCAAAGCUGUUGCCUUGUGGAUAGGAAUGGAUUCUGGGAAAAAGACAGAAAAUAUUCCAGACAAGACAGAAAAAUCUCCUGACAAGGCUGAAGACAUUCCAGACAAGACAGAAAAAUCUCCUGACAAGGCAGAAGACAAGACAGAGGAAAUGUCGGAGAAGACGAAAGAAUCUGAUAAAAGUACUAAAAAAGAAAGAAAAUCCAGUGUCAAUGAAGGAGAGAAGGAUGAAACACAUGAAGUGGAUACGAGUGCUGAUUCUGACAUGGAACAUGAAGAUUUACCUCCACCGACCGGCUUCAUGUCUAUUCUGCCGGUAUUGUCGAUCUGCCUCCUGCUUGGUUUCAUGGCUUACAUCGGACCGUCGUACCUGUCGCGAUUCUCAACCCCGUUCAGAAUGAAGAUGGAAGACUCUUUCAUGUUCGGGCUGCUUGCAUUGUUCUGUGCAUCUCUGGCUUACCCCAGAAUGAUCAAACGGAAAUCUGAUGACACUGAGAGGUUUUCUGUUGACUGGCAGCUGUUGAAAUGUGUGGCCUUGAUUUACCUCGCACUUCUCCUCUUCUCCAUCUCUCUGAUGAACAUAUCGCUGGCGUUCUUUCUCGCUGUAACCAUGGUACCAGUGUCUGCACUGGUGGGUCCUACCAGUAACAGAUUUUCAUUCCUGCUUCAGAAGCUGCUGCUAUUGUUGAUGUCUCCUCUCUCUCUAAUGUUUGCCGCUGCGGUUGUGACGCUGACCCUGAGCAGCGAGGACUACGACGGCGUUAUCGACCUCAUGCUCAAGUCGUGGACCAUCCUCAAACAGAUGCUUGUCAUGAGAUUGCUAGAUCAGUGCUUCUUCGGGAGCUGGACGUACACCGUGCUCAGCUUCAACAUCUUCCCGUGCUGGCUGCUCUUCUGGGGACUUCCCAACUGUCACGUGUCAUGAAUCAACAUUCUCUUCUGGGGACUUCCCAACUGUCACGUGUCAUGAAUCAACAAUCUCUUCUGGGGAAUUCCCAACUGUCACGUGUCGUGAAUCAACAGCCGUUCUGGGGAAUUCCUAACUAACUUUUGUCAUGAAUGAACAAUCUAUUCUGGGGAAUUCCCACCUGUCACGUGUCAUGAAUCAACGGCCGUUCUGGGGAAUUCCCACCUAACUUUUGUCAUGAAUCAACAGCUGUUCUGGAGAAUUCCCAACUGUCCCGUGUCAUGAAUCAACAAUCUGUUCUGGGGAAUUCCCAACUGUCACGUGUCAUGAAUCAACAGCCGUUCUGGGGAAUUCCUAACUAACGUUUGUCAUGAAUCAACAGCCGUUCUGGGGGAUUCCUAACUAACGUUUGUCAUGAAUCAACAAUCUGUGCUGGGGAAUUCCUGACUAAUUUGUAUCAUGAAUGAACCAUUUGUCCUGGGGAUUUCCUAACCGCCUUGUGUCUUGAUUUAACAAUCAAUCUGAGGAAUUCCUGACUUUUAAUAUCUUGAAUGAACCAUCUGUUCUAAGGGUUUCCAGUUGUCCUGUAUCUUGAAUGAAUAUUCUGUUGGGAGAGGUAGGGGGUGGGGGAGCAAACUGCCAUUGAUCACGAGUAUGGCAGAUUUUCAUGUCUUGGAUCAUGAAAGAACAAUCACUUCUGAGGAAUAACCAGUUUAUCAUCAAUCUUAUGGUGUGUGCUGGGGGUUAGGGUGUCCCAAUCGUCGAAUGAACAAACUGUACUAGAAGAUUCCAUCCAUCGUUUAUCAUGAAUCCAAAAUUUGUUGUGGGGAAUUCCCAGCUACUUUUGUAUCAUUAUUACAGUGUGUACUACUACAUAACGGCCAUCAAAACAAAUCACAAACGAUCGUUUAGUGCUAUGUUUACUGUUGUCACAUACUUUAUUCAUGGUUAAGCAUCUAAUUCUUGACUCGUCCCAGCAUUUUUUACUUCUAGAUGUAUCACUUUGCAGGGUCAAGAAAAUAAUGGAACAACUUUUGAGUAGCAUUAAAAUAUAGAAUUCUGGCAAAUCCAGUGCCCAGAUUUUUGAAGCUAUCUUCACACUAUGAUAUUGUAAAACUGUCUUAGGCUAUGGCAUGCGUCGUAGUUACAUCAUAGGUUACGAUGGUGUUACGUUAUCGUAGUGCUAAGAUGGCUUCGAAAAUCUGGCCCCAGGUUCUCAAUCCCUGAUAUUUGCAAUUUUUGACAUGUUUGUUUAAAUGAAAUUUGUGAACUAGAAUCUUCUCUUGUUGAUAGUUGACACAUAUUGUAGAUCCUGAAAUUAAUGAGAUCUUAAUAUUAAUGGGAAAAAUGCUAGUUUGUGUUAUUUGCAUUAAUAAUAUUAUGCAUUUAUUUCUCUGUUAUUAAAAAUUUAUUAAAAUUCUAAUAUAUUCAUAAAAAUGGAACUGGAAAACAAUUCAUUGUAGGCAAGACAGACUAAUUUUCGAAUAGACCAUCAAGUUAUGUGUCACAUGCUAUUAAAACAAAGAUUACAAUUCUAAUUCAUUUUUAAAACUGGAGCACAAUUAAUCGUAGACGAGACAGACUAAUUGUGCAAUAGUCCAGCAAGAUGCCAGCCACGUGUGAUGAUUGCAGGGUCUUUGGCCUCCCUGUCAAAAGCCGACAAGAUCCAAUGCGGGUGAAUGGGUUUUGGCACACUAAUAUUGUGGUCAACCCUUUCUGUGUCUUUCAGUCCAGGAACAUUUAAUUUAGAGUUUAACCCAGAAAUAAAUAGUACAGAGCUGAAUUUUUCAGAAUAAAUGCAGAACAUCAUUAGUAAUAUCAUAUCAAAAGUCCCCAAGUUUCCGAGGUGUGCUAACUUACUGCAGUUUACGCAUGUAAUCCAUUUUUGUUAUCUACCUUAGGGAGAUCAUCAAAGGGAGGCCACUCGCAUUAACUUCAUGUCACAUUUUAGUGUGCCCACCGUCACGCGCAUUAACUUAGGGACGCGUUAAUUUCAGGAUCUACAGUAAUUAAAAAAAUAUAUAGUUAUAGUUACAUUCCACAUGGUAUCAUACAUACAGGUUUCUACUUUUGAUAUUUAAAACUGCAUCAAGAAUCUAAUGUUUAUUUUUUUUUUUUGACUUUUACUGCGGAGAGUUUUGUAGAAUUUAAUUCUUUCAAAGUUUUCUGUUUGUGACGAUAAUAGUACAUUACUAUUGAAGUUUGUUGUAUGUGUAUGUAUGAAAGACAUUCUGUUGUUGUUUUUUCACUUGUUAGCAAAUUGUUUUUGCUAUAGGCCUACGUUCAUUUGCAAUGUUCUUUAUUACUGGUCAUUAUAAUAUUUCAUCUUGAUCGUUUAAAUUGUGAAAUAAAAAUAUCACUGUGCUUCUAAGCAGAA
Messenger RNA from Gigantopelta aegis, 4508 nucleotides. RefSeq names its product glycosylphosphatidylinositol anchor attachment 1 protein-like. Gene Ontology annotation, biological process: attachment of GPI anchor to protein. Gene Ontology annotation, cellular component: GPI-anchor transamidase complex; membrane. Bases 53 to 2149 code for a protein of 698 amino acids. The transcript has 13 exons. The record is from RefSeq and is a predicted model, not a curated record. Lineage: Eukaryota; Metazoa; Mollusca; Gastropoda; Neomphalida; Peltospiridae.